Messenger RNA from Mus musculus (house mouse), 2179 nucleotides. RefSeq names its product pregnancy-specific beta-1-glycoprotein 23 (gene Psg23). NCBI's taxonomy places the organism in Eukaryota, Metazoa, Chordata, Mammalia, Rodentia, Muridae. The record is from RefSeq and is marked validated. The coding region runs from base 195 to 1610 and encodes 471 amino acids. The transcript is spliced from 5 exons.
GCAGUACUGAGAGUGGAAGUGACUGAGCAGUGCUGUGGUCACAGACCACACCACCCACAGCUCAUAGGAUUCUGUGAAGUUCUCCUGCCUGAGAGAAAACUCAGUUCAGAAGGAGAAAGGACAGCAGAGGCCAGGUGCCUUGCUGGAGCUGAAGGGUUUUUUCCUCAGAGAAAGGCCAGUACAGUUGAAGAGAUAUGGGAGUGACCUCUGAACUUUUCACCAAUGUCCUUAUCCCUUGGCAGAGGGUCCUGUUCACAGCCUCCCUCUUGACCUGCUGGCUUCUGUCCACCACUGCUAGUGUCACCAUCCAGUCACCACAACACGUAGUUGAAGGAGAGAAUAUUCUUCUACAAGUUGACAAUCUGCCAGAGAAUCUUCUAGCUUUUGCCUGGUACAGAGGACUGACAAAUUGGAGGCUCACAAUUGCUGUGUAUUUACUGGACUAUAGCACAAGUAUGACAGGGCCUGAGCACAGUGAUAGAGAGAUAUUGUACAGCAACGGGUCCCUAUGGAUCCAAAAUGUCACACAGGAGGACACAGGAUAUUACACUCUUCAAACCAUAAGUAACCAUGGAGAACUGGAAUCAAAUACAUCCACAUUUCUUCAGGUCUACUCGUCUCAUUUCACCUGUGGGCGUCCUUCCUUCCCUGCCAAGCUCACUAUUGAAUCAGUGCCGCCCAGCGUUGCUGAAGGAGGAAGCGUUCUUCUCCGUGUUCACAAUCUUCCAGAGUAUCUUCAAUUAUUUUUUUGGUACAAAGGGGUGAUUAUGAUUCACAAGGUUGAGAUUGUCCGGUACAGAACACUCAAGAAUUUAAGCGAUCCAGGCCCUGCCCACAGCGGUAGAGAGAUAGUGUACAGCAAUGGAUCCCUGCUGCUCCAGAAUGUCACCUGGAAAGACACUGGAUUCUACACCCUACAAACUGUGAAUCGAUAUUGGAAAAUGGAACUAGCACACAUUUACCUUCAGGUGGACACCCCGUGCUGUGACCCUCUUGACUCUGCCCAACUCAGGAUCGAUCCAGUGACUCCGCAUGCUGCUGAAGGGGAAAGUGUUCUUCUCCAGGUCCAUAAUCUACCAGAAGAUCUGCAAACCUUUUCCUGGUACAAGGGUGUGGAUAGCACUCCAUCCUUUCAAAUUGUAGAAUAUAGCAAAGCAAUGAAGUCCAUCAUCAGCGGCAGUGCAUACAGCCGAAGAGAGAUAGGGUACACUAAUGGAUCCCUGCUGCUCCAGGAUGUCACUGAGAAAGACUCUGGCUUGUACACACUAGUAACAAUAGACAGCAAUAUGAGAGUUGAAACAGUGCAUGUUCAAGUCAACAUCUACAAGCUUGUGACACAGCCUGUCAUGAGAGUCUCGGAAACUACAGUUAGAGUACAGAGCUCAGUGGUCUUCACUUGCUUCUCAGACAACACUGGGGUCUCCAUCCGUUGGCUCUUCAAUAAGCAGAGUCUGCAGCUCACAGAGAGGAUGAGCCUGUCCCCGUCAAAGUGUCAACUCAGGAUACAUACUGUGAGGAAGGAGGAUGGUGGAGAGUAUCAAUGUGAGGCCUUCAACCCAGCCAACUCUAAGACCAGUCUCCCAGUCAGCCUGGCCGUGAUGAAUGAGUGACUCUCAUACUAUAGCAGGGCAGAGGCAUUUCUGUAUUGAGAUGUCCACACCUACCUACCCCUGCCAGUUACAGAUUUCCAUUCUUUCCCAUGGACAGUUGGCCAUGUCUCCUAUCCUUCCCCAUACCUGAUCCUGAACCCCUCCAUGUUGGGAGCCGCCCCCACAUUCGCCGUCACAAGAUGGCGCUGACAUCCUGUGUUCUAAGUGGUAAACAAAUAAUCUGCGCAUGUGCCAAGGGUAUUUUACCACUACUUGUACUCUGCCUUUCCCGUGACGUCAGCUCGGCCAUGGGCUGCAGCCAAUCAGGGAGUGAUGCGUCCUAAGCGAAGGAUAACUCCUCCUUAAAGGGGACGGGGUUUCCGCCAUUCUCUCUCUGGCUCUGGCGCCUGCUCGCUUGCUCCUAAAGAUGUAAACAAUAGAGCUCUUGCUCUGGCGCUCUGGCGCGCUCUGGCGCGCUCUGGCGCGCUCUGGCGCUCUGGCUCCUAAAGAUGUUAGAAGGGGGCUUUCGUUUUUGGGGCUUGGGUUUUUGCGCUCCUGCUCCUGAAGAUGUAAGCAAUAAAGUUUUGCCG